Molecule: messenger RNA, 2222 nt
Organism: Anguilla anguilla (European eel)
Lineage: Eukaryota; Metazoa; Chordata; Actinopteri; Anguilliformes; Anguillidae
Product: transcription factor MafAa-like
Exons: 2
Coding region: 939-1817 (292 amino acids)
Biological process (GO): regulation of transcription by RNA polymerase II
Cellular component (GO): nucleus
Molecular function (GO): RNA polymerase II cis-regulatory region sequence-specific DNA binding; DNA-binding transcription factor activity, RNA polymerase II-specific
Source: RefSeq, a predicted model, not a curated record
AUACAAACAGACAAUAUUGGUAUUUUAUUGGGCAUUUUAAAUUUGACGCAUGUAGUGUCUCGCCUCGACUAGCAGUGGAAGGACAGAUCAUUUGAGUGUUCCGACAGUGCUGGAUAAUCUCUUGACUGGGGGGCCAAAUGCCAGAUCACAGGCGGUAGCCGGACUUUGGCUUUUCUUCCCGUGUCAUUGCACAGUGUGAGCCACUGGAGGGCGCGACGAAGCCUCUGAGCUCAAACGGCUGUCCCGCACUACGCCUGUAGGGUUUGCCUGUGCGUAUAUCUUCGGCGGGUUCCCCAGUGAGGGACUGCAGCUUCAGAACGCCGCUGUGUCACUGUCAACCUUUUGACUGGCUUCAACACGCCGUCACAGCCGUGGAUAUGAAGGAAGAAGACGAAACCUCUGCAAGGCAGCGCACUGGCCAAAGUUUGCGCCCUGCAGCGCCAAGAAAUUUCAGUUGUCGGACCGCUGCCACGAAGCGGAAAGUGAUCUCGUUUUAAGCAAUACUUUAUCGCCACAGACCCUGACCUAAACGUGCGCUGUUGAUAAAUAAAGAGAGAGCUUAUUAGGCGCGCAUGGACGGUCCCGAUUGGACAUUUCAUUUGUUUCACCAUUUACUGUUUUAUUGUAAUUUUGCCGACAUGCAUGGAGGUAGAUGUUGCGCACAAGAACACAGAGGGAGCAACCAGAACACUGAGGGACGCCGACCUGCGUUUUGAACAGAGACCGUGAAUCACCGGGGCUCCAGAACCAGGGUGAAACGAGGACGAGCCAGGAAUUGCGCGGUCUCUGGUUUCCAGCUCUAUUAACGCAUGCAAUUAAAGCGCGCAUUCGACCCAGAAUAAGUUGUCAACAAGGAAACAGAGACGGGUCGAUCUGGAUAACAAGUACGUUUAGGCUACGCGCAGCUGUGCGGACCGGUGUUACUCGCAUGGGCUGAUAUGGCCACCGACUUCGCCAUGAGCGCCGACGUGCCUAACAGUCCCCUGGCCACCGACUACGUCAAUGACUUCGACCUCAUGAAGUUCGAGGUUAAAAAGGAGCCGACGGAAGCGGAGAGGUACUGCCACCAUCCGCCGAACGGCUCGCUAUCCUCCACCCCGCGCUCCUCUGUGCCGUCCUCGCCAUGCAGCCUGUGUUCUACAAGUCCCGGAGGUCCGUUAAACAAGAACCACCGUAACGGCACCGGCAGCGCUGACAAAAGCAGCCACAACUCUCCGAGAAAGGCGCAGCUGGAGGACUUCUGCUGGUUUCCCAGCUACCAGCGCCAUCUCAACCCAGAGACUCUCCAGCUGACGCCGGAAGACGCUGUGGAAGCACUCAUCGCCAACUCGCACCACCCAUCGUAUGAGGGUUUCCGCGGACACCAGUGCGCAGGGGAAGACUUAUCAGUGACCGCCAACUGGCACCAACAACCGGCCCAUCGCCAUCACACCCGGCUGGAGGGCCGUCUUUCGGACGAACAGCUGGUCAGAAUGUCCGUGCGCGAGCUCAACCGGCAGUUGCGCGGCUUCCCCAAGGAGGAGGUCAUGCGCCUCAAGCAGAAGCGCAGGACCCUGAAGAACCGGGGCUACGCGCAGUCGUGCCGGUUCAAGCGCGUGCAGCAGCGGCACGUGCUGGAGAGCGAGAGGUGCACGCUUCAGGGCCAGGUGGAUCAGCUGAAGCACGAGGCCACUCGCCUGUCCAAGGAGAGGGACCUCUACAAAGAGAAGUACGAGAAGCUCGCGAGCCGUAACCACAGCGGCGGCAGCUGCAAAAGCGACCCCAGAUCCAAAAGCAGAGAGGGGAAAGCGGCCGGUUCUGUGGAAUUUUUUCUGUGACAGUUUUUUUUUUUUUUUUGAAAGGGAAGGGGAAAAAAAUCGAUAGGGCAUUUCUCAAACAGUUGUGCUAUUUAUUUGACUUAUAUGGCCUACAUUUAGUUAUCUCAUGUGGCCUUUACUUUUGUGCAGUCUUAUUUUUUAUUUUAUGUUUAGAUCAUAUGCAGGCUAGUUUACUUAAAUAACAUGAAUAUUUUAUCCACAGGGAGUUAGAGAGAGAGAAAGGACAACAAUGCAUGUGUUAAAUUAAGUCUUGUAAUGGUGCGACGUUGUGUUCCUCCAUGUGGUUUACGCAUAUUUUCGAACGAAUUCAAGGAACUGCUAUUUUUGAAUACACUGUUUUCACUAACUUUUACGCUUUGAGUGAAUAGACCCAAUACAAUACGGAAGCCUAACCCUGCAGGGAAA